UAAUAAAUUGCGGGCUCACCGAGCACCACAUGUUUUCAGAAAUGUGUUGGACUCCGUAAAUCUUCAUGGAAAAGUUCACUUUGCCGCAAAAAGCUGAACAUUUCUACUUGAAAGUCGCCUUAGAGUUUGAAGAACGUGAUGAUGAGGAAUCAUCUGUCAAACCAGUUUUAGACAUACUAUCUUACAAGAAACUUAUACUAGAAGCAUUAGAGCAAUUGCAUGGACAGGUGGGAGGAGCACUUGUCGUUGAUGUUCUCAAAUAUGAGCAAACAACAUCAGAAGCUAUUUUGAGAGUUAAAGAAAGUGGUUUGGUCAAAGUCUGGAGUGCAUUGACUUUACUUGGCUAUUACAAAGAUCAUCGCUGUGCAUUUCAUAUCUGUCAGGUUUCUCCUCAUCUGAUGGCAUUAGCUGUUGACAGUAGGAAAUGGAAACCAAAGGCUGAUGAUCAAAUGGAUCAAGAAUAAACUAAAGAGCUUGAAGUAUCUUUUGUAUGGUGAUAAAAAUAAAAGUCCUCUACUAAAACAAACAAUAGGAUGGUGUAGACAAUUCCUGCUCAUGUAUACUUUGAUUUCUAAGCUAAAGAGAUGAAAUCUGAAAUGGGAUUAAAAUUUUGUGCUUACGCCUGAAAAUGUGAACACAAACUGUACAGACCUGCACUUUUGUACUUAAGAGCAUUAGGCAGGAACACAAAAUGUUUGUAUUCCUAGUCCAUAAUACAAAGAAAUACACAAAAWUGUAAAAAGACAAAACAUUAAUAAAAAGUAAACGACUUUAAUCCAAUUG
This is a messenger RNA of Exaiptasia diaphana, 783 nucleotides long. Its product is annotated as ribonuclease P protein subunit p14. Bases 66 to 464 code for a protein of 132 amino acids. Gene Ontology annotation, biological process: tRNA 5'-leader removal. Lineage: Eukaryota; Metazoa; Cnidaria; Anthozoa; Actiniaria; Aiptasiidae. The transcript has 5 exons. Gene Ontology annotation, cellular component: ribonuclease P complex. The record is from RefSeq and is a predicted model, not a curated record.